Dendronephthya gigantea is the source of this 1371-nucleotide messenger RNA. Its product is annotated as thymidylate kinase-like. Gene Ontology annotation, biological process: dTTP biosynthetic process; dUDP biosynthetic process; dTDP biosynthetic process. Gene Ontology annotation, molecular function: dTMP kinase activity; ATP binding. NCBI's taxonomy places the organism in Eukaryota, Metazoa, Cnidaria, Anthozoa, Malacalcyonacea, Nephtheidae. The record is from RefSeq and is a predicted model, not a curated record. Gene Ontology annotation, cellular component: nucleus; cytoplasm; cytosol. The coding region runs from base 36 to 677 and encodes 213 amino acids. The transcript is spliced from 5 exons.
AUCUUUACCAGUGUGAUCUGGGCUCGAUUAUCAAGAUGGCCGUCGCAAGAGGUGCAAUGAUUGUGUUCGAAGGUUGUGAUCGUUGUGGAAAGUCAACUCAAUGUUUGAAACUCGUCGAAUAUUUACGAUCAGCGGGAAGGAAGGUAGAACUGUUCAGAUUCCCUGACAGAUCUACAGCAAUUGGAAAGACAAUUGAUUCCUAUCUCCAAGGAAGAUCUGAGCUUGAUGAUCAUGCUAUUCAUUUGAUGUUCUCAGCCAACAGAUGGGAAAUGAAGUCAAAGAUGAAGAGAUUGCUAGAAGAAGGAACCACACUUGUUAUAGACAGAUAUGCAUAUUCAGGAGUUGCUUUUACUGCAGCAAAACAUAAUUUUGAUCUCCGUUGGUGCAAACUUCCAGACAGUGGUUUGAUUGCUCCUGAUAUUGUCCUGUAUUUGGACAUGCCUCUUGAGGAAGCUGCAAAACGUGGACAAUAUGGUGGGGAGAGAUACGAGAAAUUGGAAUUUCAAAGAAGAGUUUCUAAUAUUUAUUCUGUUCUGAAGGAAGAAAAUUGGAAGGUUCUAAAUGCCUCAAAAACAAUUGAUGAUCUUCACUUAGACAUCAAAGAAAUCGUGGAAAAUACAAUAAACACUUCUCAAAAUACCAAACUUAAGUCAUUGUGGCCUUUGACAAGCACAUAAUAAUAUAUCAUUACCGAUUUUAUUCAAUUUUACCAUGCACACACAGGAUUCCUGUAUGGCUGUAUUAUGAAGGUAUUUUAAUGGGUGUCAAUUACAACCUAACAUAAUUCGCACAUAUACUCUAGCAUUUUUACUUCAUAAUGAUAGAUGUACAUUUUGGAGUGUAUUUUAAUAGAUUUUUAAUUUUUAAAAUAAGGUUAAUAAACUAUUUAAUGUUAUUAUCAAACUUUCAUGUCUCAUUUUUGCAUCCACCAUCCUAAAAUCCAGUUGCACACCAGGCUGAUUUGAGAAAGAAAUUGUCUUCUAAAACCAAAAAUUAUAAGAAAAAAAGGUUUUAGAAAUUAAAAAUUUUAGCUAUUUAGCAGAAUAUGUUGAUCCAAUCUGACAACUUCAUCUUACUGAAAUUGUUCCAUAUUCAUUAAAAACAAAGAUGCCAAAGAAAUACGGUCACAAUUAAUUUUUCAUUCGGAUAUGACCAUUUUCGCACAACUUUUUAGUACCUUCAUUAUUUUUAUUUUUUGUUUUUAAUUUGGUUAAUAUGCAUAUUAACAGUUGCGUUUCGCGCCCUUCCACAAGUAUAGAAGCAAGAACGCUGAUAAAUCUCUCCAGACGGCAGUCAAAAUUAAAUAACAUUCUUACGUCUCUUUUGAAUAAGUUAACUUGAAUAUUAUGCACUGAAUAUGUAGUUGUAGAC